Molecule: messenger RNA, 3392 nt
Organism: Pongo pygmaeus (Bornean orangutan)
Lineage: Eukaryota; Metazoa; Chordata; Mammalia; Primates; Hominidae
Product: WW domain-binding protein 2-like
Exons: 2
Coding region: 7-777 (256 amino acids)
Biological process (GO): positive regulation of DNA-templated transcription
Cellular component (GO): nucleus
Molecular function (GO): chromatin DNA binding; transcription coactivator activity
Source: RefSeq, a predicted model, not a curated record
AAGACUAUGGUGCUCAACGAGAGUCACUCAGAGGGCAGCAGAAUGAUUGCCAACAACACUGAGAGCAUCCCAAUGUCCUACGAUCUUGUGAAACUUACGUUCAGUGACAUGAAGAACGUGCCAGAGGCCUCCAAAGGGACCAAGAAAGGCACCAUCUACCUUACCUCUUUCAUCUUUCUGUACAGGGCGAAGGAUGCUAUGCAGUCCUUCGUAAUGUCAUUUUAUCUCGUGAAGACCUGUGAGAUCAAGCAGCCUGUGUUUGAUACAAACUACAUCAAGGGAACAGUGAACGCCGAAGCAGGCGGUGGCUGGGAAGGCUCUGCUUCCGGCAAGUCCGCCUUCACGGCAGGGGGCGCCGCUGAAUCUGGACAGCAGGUGCUCCAGGUGACAUCUCAAGCGUCCAGGGGUGAAGCCCUCAGUGGAGCCUACGGCCACUCUCACAUGCCUGGCAGGACUUGUGUCUUUCCCCUGCCAGUCACUAGUGGAAUGUAUCCCUGCCCUCCUGGCUGCCCUUCUCCACCACCUUCGCCUGAGUUCUAUCCAGGACCUCCCAAGAUGGACAGGGCCGUGGGGUAUGUGCAGCCCCCACCACCGCCCUAUCCUGGGCCCAUGGAACCUCCGGUCAGCCCAGAUGUUCCCUGCACUCCUGCAGCCGAAGCCAGGGCCACAGAAGUAGCUGCCAGCACCUAUUAUAACCCAGGCAAACCACACCACGUCUCCAUGCCCACGAAGCAGCCUCCGCCAUCUUACCCGAGGGAAGAUAAGAAGACCCAGUAGACGCCUCCCACCUCCAGCCUCCUGCCUGCCUCCCAGUCCUUGUUUCCUACCCCUUCCCUCAGGGCUGCGGCUGGGGCUGGGGGAGGUGAGGGAGGGCCUCGUUCUGCCUCCAGGUCUGAUCAUAAACAGUUACCAGGAACGAACGCUGGGGGACAGUUGGGUCCCUGGCCUUGGGAGAGGCCCUGCUCCGCUUCCCAGCCGCAUGCCUGCCUCACAUCUCUGGGGCUCUGGGGAGCACAGGGUGUCGCCCCCGCCCCCCACCCUCCCGGUCCCAUUUCACUCUCGUAGCUUCUCCCUACACAGGGACUCUCUGGCUACCUCAUCCACUGCAGUCCAGCUCCCUUGGUCUGGCAGCCACUCUACACUCAGCCUCAUGAGCCCCCUCAGACCAGCCAGGUGUCUUCCCAGAGACCCCCGCCAGGCCUGGUUCACAUUCCCUCCUCUGGUCUGUGCCUGGCCUGGAAAGGCCACCAUGUGCGGACGAUCAGCACAGAUUCCACUCAGCCAGGUUCUGGCCCCAGCCACUGUCACCCUCCCCUUCCCUGUCCUGGGUCAUGGUGUUGCCAACUCCAUGUGACUUUUGAGGCUGUAAAAUGAGCUUCUAGGACUUGAGUGGCAUCAGGACAAGCCCACUGAGGCUGGGAAGGAAGCCUCCCUGCUUUCUGCUAGUGUUUCUGGAAUUUGCUUUCCGUCUCCUCUCUCUUCCCUCUAGAAGGGGCUUCUCUACCGGAACUAGAGAAUGCAUAUCUGUGCCGUUGUGCCACCUGGGUGGGCCAGGAAUGAGGGCCCCUGACCCUGCAUGCUGGCUGGAGCCCCUCGGCCUGCCUCUUUCCUAUAAGCCUCAUGCCCCCGGAUACACUGACAUUUGCUCUAGUUCAUUCCUGCACUGGCCAUGAAGUGAGGUGAUGGUUAUUUAAAGAGAAUUCCCUAUUGAUUUGACGAAAAAUCCAGUUAAUAUAUUAAUGUGAAAUAAAUCCUGUUUGUACCUUGAUUUGUUGGCUGAAAAUGUGAAACAGUAAAAAUGAAGUAACAGAAAAAAAAAAAGUAGGAUGGUCCAACUCCUCUCUGCCUGAGACUCAUUGGGUAAUCUUCUCUGUGUCUUUGACUUUUUAUCUGUAAAAGAGAUUAUACUCAGGUCCUCUGUUCCAUAUGUGGGAUGACAAUAGGGGCAAUAUUUAAUCUGGACCAUAAAUCUUUAAAAUCAUUUAAUUUUCAGCUCUUCUGCCAUGUAAUGCAACUACUACUUUAUAUAUUUAGGCUACUUGAUACUUUUGAAGUAAUUCAAUAUGACUCAAGAGCAAGAAAAUGUAUCAGAUAGCUUUUUGAGGCCAUUUAGGGAUGGAGGCAAGCCAUGAGUUCAAGAUUCAAGGGAAUAUGAAGAGGCGAACAAAUAACACUUUCUUCCCCCCUGGAGUUACUAAACAGUGUGAGAAAUAAAAAGUAUGACAGACAGGAGACCACAGUAUCACCUUCUUAUCCUGAUACUGGAGAAUGUGGCUUGUAUCUGCAGGCAAGUCGGUUUCAUAAUAUAGAGGCUCAGAAUGAGACAGACUUUAUGGGUGGGUCACAUUAGCUGGAUUACCACUGGCCCCCACCCAGGGGAGCCUGCCCCAGAGAACUUGGGGUGUGGAGAAGCAGGGCAAAAUGUUUGCUUCCUAUGGACUGCUAGUUCUCAAGAACAGGAAGAGAGAAAACGGCUGGGAAAUAUGCUCAGUUUCUUCUCUCCAGCUCAUUCUGAGAUAACUGAUUCCUCCUCCUCCCAGGGGAAGAGUGAAGGACAAUAUGGAACGAGGCCAGGAGUGUUGUGUUCUCUCCAAAUGGAAGGAAACCUCUGGAAUGGGAAAGAAGCAUUCCCUCCUAACAUGGUGUGUUCCUAGAAGGAGAUUCUGAGGAAGACAUGGACCCUCUCAGAAGGAAACGCACUCCAGAUACCUGAAAAUGUACAUUCUACUUGGUGUUAUUCAGAAAUCUAUGGAAAUCAAUCCAUGGCCUCCUUUGGAAUCCAUAGAUCACAAAUCCCAUUUUAAACACAAAUCUAAGUUUAAAUAACUAUGUUCAUUGUGAUUAUAAAACAAAAAUUAAAUCUUAAUUUUUGAUGGAAUACAUAUAUAAUAAAAAUAAUAUUUUAAAUACAAUAGAUAUGGACAAAACCUUCAAGGAAAGCAACACACCUAAACACCCAUGUGCACACACAUACCAGGAAGCAACGGGGUGAGUGGCAGGAAAAAAAUGCAUGUUUUUUCUCAUUUGUUCAGGGAAUAGAUUAAAAGAUAUGGCAAUGUUUGGUAGGUUUAAGCAAGUAUAUAAAGACAUAAAAGUAACAUUUAGAAAAAUUGGAGAAAAAAUAUACGUUCUAAUGGUGAGAAAAAAUAAAUACAGAAUAUUACAGAUAGAUUAAUUAAACAUGGUAAAAUUUUAAUAAUCAGUGUAUCUAGGCAGUGAGUAUAUGGCUGUUCGUUGCAUAUCAUUCUGUCAACUUUUCUAUAUAUUAAAUUUUUUUCACAAUAAAACCAUGUGUGAUGAGAAAAAGAAGCAAACUAUGUAGUAAAGGCUAAAGAAGAAAAAUCAUAAAAGCUAUUCUAGAAUUGCUCUAAUAAAAUUUAAAAACAAAUCUC